Molecule: messenger RNA, 1224 nt
Organism: Peromyscus eremicus (cactus mouse)
Lineage: Eukaryota; Metazoa; Chordata; Mammalia; Rodentia; Cricetidae
Product: store-operated calcium entry regulator STIMATE
Exons: 10
Coding region: 64-1182 (372 amino acids)
Biological process (GO): chondrocyte differentiation; tissue regeneration; activation of store-operated calcium channel activity
Cellular component (GO): membrane; nucleus; cortical endoplasmic reticulum
Molecular function (GO): calcium channel regulator activity
Source: RefSeq, a predicted model, not a curated record
CAGCUCCGGGUCCCGGGUCGCGGCUGGGCGGCGCGGUCCCUCGCGCCCUGCCGCCAGGCCGUCAUGCAAGGCCCGGGAGGGAACGUGAGCCGCGGACUGCCUGGCGGGCCGGCCUCCACGGUCGCGUCCGGGGCGGGCCGCUGUGAAAGCGGCGCGCUCAUGCACAGUUUCGGCAUCUUCCUGCAGGGGCUGCUCGGCGUCGUGGCCUUCAGCACAUUGAUGCUUAAACGCUUCAGAGAACCAAAGCAUGAAAGACGACCAUGGAGGAUAUGGUUUUUAGAUACUUCCAAACAAGCCAUAGGGAUGCUGUUCAUCCACUUUGCCAAUGUGUACCUAGCAGAUCUCACUGAAGAGGACCCUUGUUCACUGUACCUCAUCAACUUUCUUCUGGACGCCACUGUAGGCAUGCUUCUCAUUUAUGUGGGCGUACGCGCUGUCAGUGUCUUGGUGGAGUGGCAGCAGUGGGAAUCCCUGCGGUUUGGAGAAUAUGGAGACCCUCUGCAGUGUGGGGCCUGGGUGGGGCAGUGUGCCCUUUACAUCGUGAUCAUGAUCUUUGAAAAGUCCGUGGUCUUCAUCGUCCUGCUCAUUCUCCAGUGGAAAAAGGUGGCCCUAUUGAAUCCAAUUGAAAACCCAGACCUGAAGCUGGCCAUCGUCAUGCUGAUAGUCCCCUUCUUUGUCAAUGCUUUCAUGUUCUGGGUAGUAGACAAUUUCCUCAUGAGAAAGGGGAAGACGAAAGCCAAGCUAGAAGAAAGAGGAGCCAACCAGGACUCAAGGAAUGGGAGCAAGGUUCGAUACCGGAGGGCAGCAUCCCAUGAAGAGUCAGAGUCUGAGAUCCUGAUCUCAGCUGACGACGAAAUGGAGGAGUCUGAUGCCGAGGAGGACCUCCGUAGACUGACCCCCCUCAAACCUGUGAAGAAGAAGAAGCACCGCUUUGGGCUGCCUGUUGGCACCUCUGAAGCCCCCAUCAAGAAGAAGCGUCCCCCUGUGAAGGAAGAAGACCUGAAGGGCGCCCGAGGGAACUUGGCCAAGAACCAGGAGAUCAAGUCUAAGACAUACCAAGUCAUGCGGGACUGUGAGCAAGCUGGCUCAGCUGCCCCAUCGGUAUUCAGCCGCAACCGCACAGGCACCGAGACAGUCUUUGAGAAGCCCAAAGAGGGACCUGCCAAGAGCGUCUUUGGCUGAGAAGUGUGCACUGCACCACUCCACACACCUGGACACAGGAGC